Molecule: messenger RNA, 402 nt
Organism: Adineta ricciae
Lineage: Eukaryota; Metazoa; Rotifera; Eurotatoria; Adinetida; Adinetidae
Source: the annotation of a GenBank genome assembly
AUGAAUGAUAUUGUUGGUUUGAAAAUAGCAGCUGUUGAUCGUUCGAAUACGGCACCGGGUGUUUUACCUUGCAAAAUAAUUGAAAUCAUCGAAAAGAAUGAUUCUGCAAACGUAUUUUAUAGAUUAGCUACAGGAGAUGGUAUCAUUACUGAACUCUUUUCUUCCUCGGAUUUUAUGGACUUAACUCAAACUGUGUCUGCAAAUUUACGGCAAAUUAAGAUCGAUGCAUUACCGAUGAUAACAUUUAUCCAUGCUUGUAAAGUAUUCACGAAAUUUAAAACAAAUAGACCAUGCAAAUGUAUCGGGACAUGCGAGUCUAAUCGUUGUCCAUGUAAAAGGAAUCAAAUUCAAUGUUGUACGAAAUGUCAUCGCGGCAAAUCAAUUUGCAAAAAUAAUACUUGA